AGCUCGCUCCGGGGUCCUAACCGGAGCAGCCGCGCCUCGGAGGGGAAGUGGUGCGCGCGUUGAGGAGCGAAACCCGUGUCUAGGUCUUCGCUGGCGCUAAACGGCUUGGCUCCGGAUUCCAGCUGUUGGGAAGAACUUUUUUUGUUUUUUGUUUUCCUUUCCCCCCCUAAUCCCCAUCGAGGCCACCAUGAACCCGAGGUUGCUGCCGUGGCUGGUGCUCCUUGCCCCCUUCUGCCUUUCGGGGUCCAUACAGGGAACUGACACCAAUACCACUGCUGCCCAUUUAAGCUCAUCAUCAAUAAGUAAUUCUUCAACAACAGCAAAGACCAUGACCAUUACCAAUGCCACCCAAAAAUCAGUGAAAACCACGGCUCAUCCUGAAGUGACUUCUAAGAUCCCAGCAAUCACCAACAAGACCAUCCCUGCUGCACAAUCUACCAUUGCCUCCAAAACAGAUAAACCUAUACAACCUGCCAGUACAAAGCAUUCACCAACUGAAUCUGGGACACACAAGACCACUGCAGUUCCUGUAACUAAGCCAUCAUCUGCUUUGGUCACAGAAGCCUCAGCAAUUCAAGGCAACCCAUCGGGGUUCAGCGCUGGCAGCUUCAUUGGUGGCAUUGUGUUGACUCUGGGACUUCUCGCCUUUGGCUAUAUUGGAUGCAGAUUCUACCACACAAAAAGAGGUGUUCAGUAUCGAACUAUUGAUGAACAUGAUGCCAUUAUUUAAAGUCUGCGCCAAAAAGACAGAAGACAAACAUCCACGCCUGUUACUCCUGCUUUUAGGAACACUUUCUCUCUGGGAAAAUAUUAUCUGAUCUGAUAUUGACUGUUUUGUCUCUUUUGACAAUGAUCAUACAAUGAUCUGCAAAUCUGGAGAACUCCAUAAGGGCUUUGCAUAUUCAGAGUAUCUUCAAUAAAGCAUUUCAAGGAAUUGAAAUUAUAUCUGGUUUUAAUCACUCUCUUUUAAAAACCUUUAAAGUAAGCAUUGUUGCUUCUUACCUCUUUUCUACAGAAGAUUGGAGAUGAUAAGUUCACAACAGAAUACGACUUCAAGUGUUGGAUCCUGAACCUUUUUGUUUUACUCUCCAGUUUUUUUUUCAUUCAGGAAAACAGAUCAGACAUUGCUGGGCAAAGAUUUUUUUUUUUACUUUGUGGUUCCAAAAAAA
Molecule: messenger RNA, 1169 nt
Organism: Notechis scutatus (mainland tiger snake)
Lineage: Eukaryota; Metazoa; Chordata; Lepidosauria; Squamata; Elapidae
Gene: TMEM123
Product: transmembrane protein 123
Cellular component (GO): cytoplasmic vesicle
Source: RefSeq, a predicted model, not a curated record